Symbiodinium natans is the source of this 1758-nucleotide messenger RNA. The record is from the annotation of a GenBank genome assembly. NCBI's taxonomy places the organism in Eukaryota, Dinophyceae, Suessiales, Symbiodiniaceae.
AUGGCAGAUGCUCAGCCAGCCAAGCUGUCCAAAGCAGUCAGUUUUCAAGCCGCGGUCGGAGCUCCCCUGGAGAUUGAGGUCGAGGAACCUGAGGAGCCGGAUGCCAGCCCGCGGGAAGAUUGGGAGGCAAGCGAGAUCGACUCGAGUGCUUUUCCGUCGACUCCCAGCUCCAGCGAUGAAGAGGUCGUAAUGUCGCCAAGAAGAUCUUCGGUGAGUUCGAGGGUCUCGGACGCCGAUUGGCUUCGGUCCGGUGAGCUCUACCGCCCGCCGCGCUGGGCCACGAGGACUCUUACCAGCUCAGCAUUCCUCGUCUUCAACGUGGCCUUGAUCAUGCUGAACACGUUCUGGCUUGGUAUCCAAGCAGAUGGCAUCGUCAUGUUCAGACAGCAAGUGUUCGAGAACAUGGAUGUCUAUUACGUUGUCGAGAGCAUCUUCACAGGCCUUUUCUUGGUGGAGCUUCUGAUCCGCCUCCUGCACUUCGCGAAAUGGCAACUGUGGAAGGAUCCCCUGUUGCUGGUAGACGUCGUGGUGAUUGUGGUCCCUGCGGUGGAAAUUUGGAUCUGGCGACCGCUCCAGAUCUGGUCCUCGGACAUCACCAUGACUGUGAUGAGUCUGUUUCGAGUUCUCCGAGUAGCUCGAGGCAUCAUGAUGCUCGCCAGCAUCAAAUGGCUUCGACCGCUGUAUCUGUCUGCGAUGGGCCUCAAGCACUCUUUCAGCUACUUGUUUGCCAUGACUAUGUACCUGGCCACCACGUUGUUUGCUGCCUCUGUGCUUAUAUGCCAGCUUGUGGGUCCCAGCAGCCCAAUCCACGACAGCCUUCCAGUUGUGAUCCGUGCUCGGUUCUCAUCGGUGGCCUACGCCUACUUCACGUUAGUCGAGUGCUUGCUUGGAGGUCUCGAGUGGGGCCCACAGCUGUCAGACACGUUGCUCUUCAGCACGAGCACUGUGGUUAGCGGUGUCGUUUUCUUUGCCUUCGUCACGUUCGGCGCGAUGCUUUGGCUGAAGAUCGUGAAGGGAGUCUUCGUGCAUCAGGUGGACCACUCCUUUGAGCUCACGAACGUCACCAAGUUCAAGGAUCCCGAGCUCAAGGAGCUCACCCAGGAUCUCCUCAAACAUUUUGUUCGCUCCAUCAAUGCGAUGGACAGUGAGAUGACUGGCGCAAUCUCCUUCAAAGACAUAUCUGUCGUCUUGCCGCACCACCUGGAUGAUCUGGCAGAUGUGGGGGUGGGUCUGCCUGAGUUGCGGAAGAUCUUCAAUGAGCUGGACACCACCUCUACGGGCCAUGUCUCGAUACCGCUGUUUGUGAGCCGAGUCGAGGAGUACAUGAAGUACAAGCCAGUGGAGGUCCUGAUCUUUGAGAACCAGCAGAUGAGGCUCUUGCAUCUCGUCAAGAAGCUUGCCCAGCGUAACCACAAGCACUUCGACAAGGUGUGCAAGAGUAUGGAGGUCAUGGCCGGCAACUUGGCGCAGGCCUUUUCCACGCAAGAUGGAAUGUCGGCUGCCGUGGAUGAGAAGGUCGAGAGGCGACAGCACCGAGUUCGGUCGGCUGCCGUGGUGCCCACCGCCGAUGCAGCUCAGAAGCUGGACGAGCUCAUCCUGUCGAACGAGUCGCCGAGGGCCGCGGAAACGACGACGGCGUUUGCACCCCUGGCCAGCAGUUCGAACUUCAUUCUUGAUAUUUGGGAAGAGGCCCUGCAAAAGCAGCGAGCGGAAGUGAAGGGCUUGAUCGACUCAAGCAUUCGGCUAGCGAGCCUUUAG